AUGGAUCGCUUCCUCUCGCCGGACUUCAAUUUCCCGGCGAUCACUCGCUGUAACUUAUCCAAUUUGGCUCCUCAUCUUCCAGUUUCAUCGACUCCGCCGCCUUCUUCAGCCAAUUCUCCGGCGAUGACCACUCGCGUUCCAAUCUCGACGGGGAUGGAAUCUGUGGAAGCCGUGGAGAGGAUCGUGAAAUACAGCUUCUUGAACAAGAGCCUCCUGAAGGAAGCUCUUACGCACACUUCUUGCGUCGACUUUCCUUCGUACGAGCGGCUUGAGUUCGUAGGCGAUAGCGCUAUAGGUCUCGCCCUCACGAACUACUUGUACCUCGCGUACCCACAGCUCGAACCGCACGAGCUGUCUCUGCUGAGAGCUGCGAACGUCAGUACUGAGAAACUCGCUCGUGUCGCACUCAGCCACGGACUCUACCGGUUUCUUCGACGCAAUGCUCCUCCGUUAGAUGAAAAGGUUAAGACAAAACACAUGUUCUUGUUUGAUUCUGUUUUGCAUUCAAGAAGCCUUUUGGUUGGUUGGAACAGAGUAUAUCUUUGA
Molecule: messenger RNA, 546 nt
Organism: Thlaspi arvense
Lineage: Eukaryota; Viridiplantae; Streptophyta; Magnoliopsida; Brassicales; Brassicaceae
Source: the annotation of a GenBank genome assembly